Messenger RNA from Prorocentrum cordatum, 366 nucleotides. The record is from the annotation of a GenBank genome assembly. Lineage: Eukaryota; Dinophyceae; Prorocentrales; Prorocentraceae.
AUGUUCGGCAUCGACGCCGACGCCGACGCCAGCGCAGGCCGGAGGAGGCAGAGGCGCAUGAGCGAGUGGUGCGCAGCUGCCCAGGGCAGGCUGCCCUGCCAGGGGCCCAAGCAGACCCGCCGCAGGGCCGCGCCCCGCCGCCGGGGCCCCGCGCUGGGCGGGCGCGCCGCGCCCCUCGGCCGCGCCAGGCGGGUCCGAAGCUGCCCUGCUGCCCUCGGCCGAGCUGGGCGCCCGCCCGCGCAGGGCGCGCCAGAGCUGCCUGCGCGACAGAGGGGCCGACGGGUCCCCGCGGGCGCGCGGCCAGCGCCGCCGCAGCGAAUGCAUCACUAUGUACUUAGCGGUCUUCCGCCGCAAACGACUGUAUAA